This is a messenger RNA of Oreochromis aureus, 1964 nucleotides long. RefSeq names its product OX-2 membrane glycoprotein-like. Lineage: Eukaryota; Metazoa; Chordata; Actinopteri; Cichliformes; Cichlidae. The coding region runs from base 81 to 923 and encodes 280 amino acids. The transcript is spliced from 6 exons. The record is from RefSeq and is a predicted model, not a curated record. Gene Ontology annotation, molecular function: cell-cell adhesion mediator activity.
CAAGACAUGAAACAUUGAGCUUGUUUUCACAUACACACGGUGAGAUCGUGGAUGUUUAAAUUCCGGGGCAUGCAGACAACAUGGCAGGGCGUAAAAUCACACUGAUCUUUUCUUUGGUCGCGAUCUUUUCAAAAGGUCUAACCACAGUGAUCCAAACACAGCAGACUGUGCUGGCAGCAGUGGGAGAAGAUGCUGAAUUCAGCUGUCAGCUCUUGGAGACUAAAGACGUCCUUCAGGUCACAUGGCAGAAAAUCUCACAUGAUGUAGAGACAAAUGUUGCCACCUUCAGCAAGUACUUUGGCCAAAAAGUGAAUACUGACUUUACAGUUAAAUUUGGGUUUAAAUACACUGGCCUACAGAACUGCUCCAUAGUCAUCAGGAAUGUGACGGAGCAGGAUGAAGGAUGCUAUCGAUGUUUGUUUAACACUUAUCCUGAAGGCUCCUUCAUUGGUAGAACCUGCCUCCAAGUCUAUGAGCUGCAUGAACCUGUUGUUGAUGUCAGAGAGUCAAACUCUACUGAAGAGUGGGUUGUUUCCUGUUCAGCCACUGGUCGACCUGCUCCCACUGUAACACUCAGUGUCUCACAACAAGACCUCAACUUCUCACAGUACAACACUGUCAGUGUGUCCAACACCAACGCUACAUUCACUGUCACCACUACAGCUGUGCUCUCAGGUUCACGUAAACACAGCACACAGGUGGGAUGUGCAGCACGAGUGCUCUCUGCUCCUCACAGAGAGGUGAUGGUGACGAUUCCUGAUGAUGAUGAUGAUGAGCUAGAUGAGAAAUCAGGAUCUAAUCCCAGGAAUUUAGGAAUCAGAAUUUCAAUCAUUCUGUCCUGUGUGGCAUUGGUGGUCUGUAUUGCUGCAGUCAUCUUUGUUGGGUAUAGAACAACAUGUCAGAGCAGAACUGGACCGUCUUAAUUCAGUCGAGGUUACAGCAAUCCACGACUUUCACCUUUACAAGCAAGAAAAGUUUGGACAAAUUGUUUCUACUGCUCCUUCUUCUGUUUUUGUUUUUUGGUCUUUUUUUUUAACAAAGUUUGAAAAACACACAAUACAUUCAUUUUUACUCAUGUUGCAGUUUCUAUUUCAGUAGUUUCUGCUUUUUUAUUAAUUUAUUUUUAUAUUUAUUCAAUAUAAUUUUUUGUCAGAUUUUUUAAUAUUAAGCUACUUGAAGCAAAAACUGUGAAAAUGAGCAGGAGUGACUAACAUGAAACUGUUCUCGUCAAUAAUUUCAGCUGAUCGAUUAAAUUGCUUUUAUUGCAGUAAUUGCUCGUAACACAAACAAUCGUGAAAACCUGAUACUGCACAAAACGGCCACUGGGGGUCUCUGCUUAUUCAUGGUGAGCAUGUUGAGACAUUUACUGGCCAAUAAAACAAUAUUUAUAUAAAAAAUCAACAUAUACAUUGUUCAAACUUUAAAUUGCUCAUUGUAGGGGUAUUUCUCAACCUAGGAAAACUAGACCAACGAUUUUUUCAUGUAUUGUUGGUAUAAGGGUUUAUUCUUAUGGUAAAUGUGCAAACAACACUGUGCUCCUCAAAGAUGUGUAAAUGUCAGUGUCAGUUUUUCGCCCGAAACUAAAUAAAACUUUUAAGAUUUUGUAAGUUCUCUGUGUCAUACUGAACUUACUAAAGAAAGUUUCCAUGUAGUCCUAAAGAUUUGCUCCAUGUUGAUGAGUUCCUUUGCACACAUUACGAUAACAGACUAUAUUCUGUGAGCAUGGCAGGUUAUUUUAACUCUAUAUUGCAGGCUUACAGUUUGUCAGUCUAAAAACAUGCAGACUGUUGUCAUUCUCACUGUACUGCUGAUUGGAUUGACAUGUUUUUAAAGGUAAAUAAAUUUCACAAAAUCAACCUGGUUGUGUGCAUCUUGGUUUAUUUCAGAUGUCUACGACAAAUCUUUUAGAAAUCAUGAUCAGAUGGAUGCUUUUGAUUAUCUGUUUGUAAAGAAGACUAGAACAC